CCACAAGCUGUAUUAUCAUUAUCCCUAUCCAUGUAGCCCGUGAUGGUGCGAGGAGCGGCGACGCGACCGACGCGAGCGACGCGGCCAGUGCGGCGGUCGAGGACAGAGGUCUGGCACCGUGACCGCAGGGACCGCGGGGACGACAGCCGCGCGAGGGAGUGGCGAGACUCCCGAGACAGUCGAAGCCCAGGCGGCGUGGUCUUGCGGGCGCGGUCGCAGUCUCGGUCGCGCUCACCCCCGAGGCGGCCUCCGUCUUGGCCUCGCAGGGAAUCUCAGCGACCUCCCAAAGACAUGGAGGGGCAGAGGGUGAGACGAGGUGCAAGCCGGGAAUCGCGAAAGGUCCGACGCAACGCACGUCGUCUCGACGCGACCUCUCCAGGGGCGGCUCCGGCUCGGGGGACUCCGGGGACUCCGGGGGCUCCAGGCGCCAGGAGCCGGAGCCCAAGCGCGGAUUCCCGAAAUUCGGAGAGGCCUCCUGGGACAUGGGAGAGCGCAUCUCAAUCUGACAAGGACCGUGCGCGGAGAUCUGGCCACUACAUGAAUUUGGCUGCCCAGGCGAUGGGUCUUAUGCACCCAAACUACAUGGCCAUGAUGCAGAUGGGGAUGAUGCCUCACAUGAUGCACAUGAGAUCCGCCAUGCCUGGCAUGAUGCAGUGGCCAAGCUCCCGAUCCCGACGCCCAGGCGCUUCCAGCAGCGGCAGCUAUUCCAGCAGCGAGUCCAGCGAGCGUGCGCCAGGCGCAUUGUGGCCGAUGCCCAUGGUGCAGAAGCCUGGGCCUGUGGAGGAGUUUUUGAAGGUGGACAUAGACGAGGAGGUGGCUGACCGGCUUCGAGCCAUGCCGCCGCAUCUGCAGCAGGAGGUCAUGCGCCGUGGGCCUUUGGAUGCCAGGAGUCCAACGUCCUCCUUGCUGAGUCGUAUGAAGCAGGCUAUUGAAGCUGAUCGCGCAGGUCAGUUGCGAGGCCGGACCUGCACCACGUGCCGUCCCGCGUCACGCCUUGAGGUGUCCCUGGGCCAGCGAGCUCAGAGAGCGAGCUCAGAGCGAACACGUCCAGUGGUCAGUACAAGUUUCCCGAGGAUGCGGCCAGUGAAGCAGUCGGCCAAAGCCGCAAUUGAGGCCGCGCAUGCACGGUGCCCUUUCGAUUCAGUUUGAGCAAUAUUCCGAUUCCAACACACCAUAGUUCGCCUGUUUCACCUCGCAUGUCUACACGAUAUGCCACGCUUGCCAGGCCUCUGUUUUUGCUUUGCCAAUCUGCAAGUUGCGCCCGAACUCAGGCGCUGAUCAAUGACUUUGAUCUCAGCCCCGGCUGCGCUUGGAUGUUGCGGUCUUUGCCUCCGGACAAGCAGAAACUGGCUGCCAAGAUUGAUCCAACUGGCCAGGCAGAUGCAUCAGGGUACGUUGCGGAGGAGCUCAAGCAGAUCGUGUGACAUCGUGUGACCCAUUUGACUCUGGACGUGCGUGAAAGUUGCGAUUCAGUGACGGGCUUCGCGCCAACCACUUCCGCACUAUGCCCGCAACCUUGACGU
Molecule: messenger RNA, 1523 nt
Organism: Effrenium voratum
Lineage: Eukaryota; Dinophyceae; Suessiales; Symbiodiniaceae
Source: the annotation of a GenBank genome assembly